Messenger RNA from Cyclopterus lumpus (lumpfish), 1511 nucleotides. RefSeq names its product guanine nucleotide binding protein (G protein), beta 5a (gene gnb5a). Gene Ontology annotation, cellular component: cytoplasm; heterotrimeric G-protein complex. Gene Ontology annotation, molecular function: signaling receptor complex adaptor activity; protein binding. The coding region runs from base 20 to 1105 and encodes 361 amino acids. Gene Ontology annotation, biological process: G protein-coupled dopamine receptor signaling pathway; G protein-coupled receptor signaling pathway. NCBI's taxonomy places the organism in Eukaryota, Metazoa, Chordata, Actinopteri, Perciformes, Cyclopteridae. The transcript is spliced from 11 exons. The record is from RefSeq and is a predicted model, not a curated record.
CCCUGCACGAAGGAAAUAUAUGAGAUCCCCUCUCGUCCCUGAAAUGGCGACACAGGAGGUACAGCUGAAUGAGACUCUGUCCCAUCUCAAAACGGAGUCGGACACGCUGAAGACGAAGCUGGAGGAGGAAAGAGCGAAGCUGCACGACGUUGAACUACACCAAGUGGCAGAGAAGGUGGAUGGGCUGGGUCAGUUUGUCAUGAAGACACGAAGAACUCUGAAGGGACAUGGCAACAAAGUUCUGUGCAUGGACUGGUGUAAGGACAAGAGGAGGAUCGUCAGCUCCUCACAGGAUGGAAAGGUGAUUGUCUGGGAUGCUUUCACCACCAACAAGGAGCAUGCUGUUACAAUGCCUUGCACCUGGGUGAUGGCCUGCGCCUACGCCCCCUCCGGCUGCGCUGUAGCUUGUGGGGGCCUGGAUAAUAAAUGCUCGGUGUAUCCCCUCUCUCUGGACAAAAAUGAGAACUUGGCUGCCAAGAAGAAGUCAGUGGCCAUGCACACAAACUACCUGUCAGCCUGCAGCUUCACCAACUCCGAUAUGCAGAUCCUGACGUCCAGUGGGGAUGGAACAUGUGCAUUAUGGGAUGUUGAGAGUGGGCAGCUGUUGCAGAGUUUCCAUGGACAUGCCGCAGACGUGCUCUGUCUGGACCUGGCCCCCUCUGAGACUGGAAAUACGUUUGUUUCAGGGGGCUGUGAUAAGAAAGCCAAUGUGUGGGACAUGCGUUCAGGACAGUGUAUUCAGUCCUUUGAAACUCAUGAAUCGGACAUAAAUAGUGUGCGAUACUAUCCCAGUGGAGAUGCAUUUGCUUCUGGCUCAGAUGAUGCUACAUGCCGGCUGUAUGACUUACGGGCAGACAGAGAAGUGGCUAUUUAUUCCAAAGAGAGCAUCAUAUUUGGGGUCUCCAGUGUUGAUUUCUCUCUCAGUGGACGGUUACUAUUUGGCGGCUACAACGACUACACCAUCAAUGUGUGGGAUGUUCUCAAAGGAACACGAGUCUCUAUUCUGUUUGGCCAUGAGAACCGUGUCAGCACAUUGCGUGUUUCUCCAGAUGGGACGGCCUUCUGCUCAGGUUCCUGGGACCACACUCUUCGGACCUGGGCUUAAUGAUGAAGACACAGAGGAUUAAAUGGUAGACAAACCUAUUGAAGACACACCAACAUUUCUGUUUGCUAGAGUACAAUCACAGAGCUAGAGUCUCACUUUUGGUUGUACAUGGGGCAUAUCAAUAGCAUUGUGUAUAUACUCCAGGCUCAUGGUCAUAGUACAUUUACAUAUUUCAGAGUAAUUAAACCAAAUGGCACGCUUCUGUUACAGUAUGAUUGAAAGAAAAUUGCACAGAGAUACUUAUGGUUACAACUUAAGAUGUUAAAUGUAUAUUGCAGAAAAUACCAUUGGUAGUGACUAGCAUCAGACUAGGAUAGAAGUGACACAAUAAAGUGAUGUGUUGUAUAAGCCCACAUAAAGGACACUACUUGGUAAUUUAUUUGUUGUUUUUUUGCACAAAAAAUAA